AUGAGUUUCUACCGGAAGAUGUAUAAUCACGGCGCGCUGUGCGCAGACCAACGCAGAAAAGUAGACCGUAAUGGAAAUCCUACAAUGUCUGCACAUCCAGCUCGAUUUUCUGUAGAGGACAAAUAUUCAAGAGAAAGGAUUACAAUAAAAAGAUGUGGUCUACUGUUGACCCAGCAACCACAACCUAAUUACUAA
Cyphomyrmex costatus is the source of this 195-nucleotide messenger RNA. Its product is annotated as H/ACA ribonucleoprotein complex subunit 3. Gene Ontology annotation, molecular function: telomerase RNA binding; snoRNA binding. The transcript is spliced from 3 exons. The coding region runs from base 1 to 195 and encodes 64 amino acids. Gene Ontology annotation, biological process: snRNA pseudouridine synthesis; rRNA pseudouridine synthesis; ribosome biogenesis. Lineage: Eukaryota; Metazoa; Arthropoda; Insecta; Hymenoptera; Formicidae. Gene Ontology annotation, cellular component: box H/ACA snoRNP complex. The record is from RefSeq and is a predicted model, not a curated record.